AUGAAUGUAAUCCUCAACGAACUGAUCAAGCGAACACCACUCGAUUUUCGACGAUUACUCCUUGCUAGCACAGCAUUAGUUGAAGUCAAUUUAAUUCCGACGGCUUUCAAUACUGAUUGGUCGAUAGAGUACAGGAAUGCAUCCAAUGACUAUGUCUUGAGAAAUGUUCCAGUUAUGUAUGCUAACGGUACAUGCAACUGUGCUGUUUCUAGCGAAUGUCAAGCACCAUUGAGAAUUGGUCCUCCUGAACUUGUCUUGCCCGGUCUUGUUGUCGGUUGUUUGCCAAUAGAUGGAUUACGUAUGUCAACACUCGAAUGUUUCUUCUCAUCAAACUGCAUCAACACGAUUCUCAAUUAUUUGGAAUAUUAUACAUUGCCAGACAAAUCAAAAGCACUCAAUUUUACCUUUCCUGAAGUACUUCCGUUGAUCUUGAAUCCCCUAAACGAAUCAAUACCAUCCCAUUUUUCCCCAGUCACACUGAUUGGUACAAUAAUCGAUGAGCUGUUCAUCGAAAAGUGGGAAAAUAUCACGAGCUACGAGAACUAUUAUGAUGCAUGUUCACCGACCAUAUGUAAUUACAAAUAUAGUCAACGUAGAGGUGUUUUGUAUGUAAUUACAUCGCUGCUUUCUCUCUAUGGUGGACUUACUACCAGCUUACGAUUUAUUGUUUGGAACGGUAUGAAAUUAUAUCAAACAAUAAAAUCAGCUCGACGUAUUCAUCACACAACAGUUGCAUCACAAAAUAGCAUCAAUUAG
Molecule: messenger RNA, 756 nt
Organism: Rotaria sp. Silwood2
Lineage: Eukaryota; Metazoa; Rotifera; Eurotatoria; Philodinida; Philodinidae
Source: the annotation of a GenBank genome assembly